AUGUCAAGUGGAGAAGUUGAGGUUGGUAUAGAACCUGAACAAGUUCAGAGUCAGGUCGAGGAAACUGAGGUUAAAAGGCUUCAGUUGAAACUCAAUUUACCAUCUUUAAUAGUUGAAAAUGGAGCAAAAGAAAUUAUUAUUCCUUCACAUUAUGAAGAGAGUUUAACUGAUUUGAGACAAACUUUGACGGUAAUUCCUGCUACCAGAAGCUUGACUAACUACUCGAUCUUAAUCAAUGGAGUCGAUUUCGAGAAAUUGGGCGAAAUCAACACAUUUGACCAAAUCAUUGAGGAGUUGAAACUUGGUGAUAAUAUAGAUGAGUUGAAAAUUGAUAUCAAGGCAAACCCGUAUAAUUUAGCCUCGGUUUAUGAGCAGAUAAUCAGAUUCAGAGAAGUUAUUGGACUUCACUAUGUUGACAAAUUGUCUUUGGAUCUAGGCUCUUGUGGCGGUGUAACGAAAUUUGGUUUGAUUCAAUUGGAUCCAAUGAAAGUGAAAGAAGAGAACAAGGAGGAGAACAAGGAGGAGAACAAGGAGGAGAAGGAGAACAAGGAGGAGAACAAGGAGGAGAACAAGGAGGAGAACAAGGAGGAGAAGGAGGAUGCUCAAGUUGUGAAUUUGACAGAAAAAGAAAUUGCUGAAAUUAACGAUAUUGUAAAUACCUUUGAAACUAGUCCAAUGAGUGCAGAUUUUAUAAAUGCGAGCAGCUCGGAUCACAUUAAUGCCAAUGUGAAAAUCCCAAUUAAAUCCUUGUCGAUAUCACAAUGGUCCCCUGUGCCUCCAUUUCAAAAGAGCAAGGGCGACCUUUUAUACCUCACAAUUCAAACUUUGGAAAACGAGACCUUCAAUAUUACCUGUCAUUUUACUGGUUUUUUUGUUAAUAGGUCAUCAACGAUUAAUUUCAAUCCAUCAAUAAAGGUAAAUGAAAAGGGAAAGUUUUUCAAACACUAUUUGUUAUACGAUUUGGUAUCUCAAAUUUCUCCAUUGUUUUCUACCACUAUUGCAGAGAAUGAGCAAAGGUUGACCGAAUCUACUGAUUAUCCAGAAGCUUAUUUAUUACCAACCAACUCUUUCUUGGCCUAUCCUUGGAUAGUUGACGAGAAAGUAUUAAAGAAUCUCCCCGAUGCAUCGAGAUCUCAACUUCCCUUACUCAGCAAUGGCGUUGAUGGUAGUGAUAUCAUCAAGGAGUGGAAUAGCGAUAUCCAGGCAAUGAGAGAAUUGCCAAAAUCAAAUUUUCAAGAACGUAUUAUGCGUGAUAAGCUCAUUUUGAAAACUUUGUUUGAUUUCAACAAGACUGCUGCAGAGACUGCUAUCAAUAUCAUAAAGGGAAACAUUACCCCAAUGAACCCCGGUGAAGAAAGCGACAAACGCAUUUACUUGAAAAACGGUGUAUUUUAUUCUUUAGGAACUUCUACUGUGGAUGCUUUUGAUAACACUGGAAAAGAAGAAGCUUCUCGAUAUGUUUCUACAAAGGAUUUGGCAGCUAUUAAAUUAUUGAAUAAACAUGAGCUUAACGGAUUCUCGACUUUGGUCACUUGUAUUGUUGACUACAUGGGUAACCGUGUUAUUUGCCAAGCCCCAGUUCCGGGAAUUUUGGAUCCUCCAGCAAUGGAUGACGAAGAAGGCGAAGGAGAAGGAGAAGGAGAAAUUCCGGAAAAAGUUUUGUAUGGCUUAUCAUCUGACGGAAAGAAAAUAUUAGAAGACCAAUCUUUCCUGGAGCCCUUGAAACAAAUUGGCGAGGUUUUCCAUUUAAAAGCACAUAAAGUGAAUAUAUCAAAGGAGGUCCAAUCACAGCAUGACCUUGUUGUAUCCAAAAAUACAAACGGUAUAAAGGGAACUGAUGGAAGGAAGUAUGUUAUUGAUUUGUAUAGAACAACUCCUCGUGAUAUUCAGUUUAUUGAGUCGCAUUUCAACCUUGGUGAUGAUAAGUCGUACCCACAUGGUGAGCCUUUGGUUAGACAUGAAGCAGUUAACGAAUGGUGGAAACGUAAAGUUUCUGUUUUGUUUAAAGCCGAGACUGAGAAAUUAGAAAAGGAAGGUAAAUUGAAAGAAGGUGAGGAAAAAUCCCAAAUUGCUUUGCCCAUUGAUCAGGUAGUUUUUAACCCUGAUGCAUUUUCAUCGGAGUGGGAAACUGAAGAAGAUCGAGCAGAAGUGAGAGAGAUUUCCAAGUUUAUUACGGAAAAAUUGAUUCCUGAAUUUUUGGAAGAUAGCCAACAUCAACUAUCACCAUUUAAUGGUACUCAUUUGACUGAGCAAUUACAUUCUCAAGGUAUCAAUAUGAGAUAUUUGGGUUUGAUUGCUGAGAAUAUUUUAGUCGAGAAAUCCCUUUAUCAAGAUUCGAUAAAGCAGGUAAUUGCAGAAAACGAAAAGUUGAUCAAAAAGGAGGAAGAGGAAAGGAAGGAGGACGAGAAAAAGAAGGAUGAAGAGAAAAAUGAAUCCAAGGAAGAUAAUGGAGAUAAAGAUGAUGAUAUUUCAUCAUCAAAAGCAACUUAUGAGUUGGCAAUUGCAAAUUACGAUACUCUUUACAGACUUGUAGUCCAAGAGAUGGUAGCUAGAGCCUCGAAACAUUUGUUAAGAAAAUUAUUGAAGAACACUCCAUUGCAAUUGGCUAGUUCAGCUGUAACUCUUUUCCAUAAUUGUUUGUUGGGAGGUGAGAUCAACAAAUUGCCCACUGUGGAGAUUGAUGAUUUAGAUGCCUCGUUUUAUUCAGAGUCGGACUUACAAUUUAAAGAUCUUACUCAUGAAAAAGUUGUCAGUCAAGUUGAAAAUGAAGUUUAUUUGAGGUUUAGGUAUUCUUUGCCAAAGAACUGGCUCAUUGACAUUGUGCGCUUACCUCAACUAUUCAGAGAAAUUGCUGUUAAAUUUGGUAUUCAGUGGAAAUCACACAAUUAUGCAUUCACCAAGGAAGAGUUUGCUCAAAAUCAGAAUACCGCUGCUGUUGAGGUUCAUGUUGCUGAAGCAAAACAGUCCAAAAAGUCCAAAAAGAAAUUACCUUUGUUAAACAAAGUUUCAUGUCCACGUAAUUCUACAUUCAUAGCUGAUGAUAUUAUUGGUUUUAUGCCUUUAAUUAAGGACUCGUCAUACAAGCCUUCCUCGCUAGAUGAGAUCUUUACCAAUGCUCGUUCUCAUUUGGUAUCCGGGGAUAAAAAUAUUGGCUUAACUAUGCUCUUUGAAUUGGUCACUAUUCACGAAUCGAUAUUUGGAAAAGUGAAUUCAGUUACUGCAAAAUUUUGUGGUUUAGUUGCAAAGAUUCUUCGAGAGCUGGGAUUCGAUUAUGAAGCGGCGCUUAUGGGCCGUAAAGCUAUUGUACUUUCUGAAAGGUCAUGUGGCUUUGAUAAUCAUGAUACUAUUACAGCGUAUAUGAAUCUGGCUUAUUUUGAAGCUUCAAAUAACCAAGUGGUAAAUUCUUUAAAGUUGUAUCAAAGCGCAAUGAACCUUUGGUCACUUACAUACGGUAAAGAUCACCCAGCCUUGAUAAAUGUUUUGAUAAACGGGUCGGAGUCUCUUUUUGUUGCUAGAGACUAUGACGCCGCUUUAAAAGUAUUGGAAAAUGCGUUAGCUUUGAGCAAAAAACUAAAUGGGGAAGACACAGCAAUCACGGGAUUGGUUUAUUUUAGAAUUGCAAACGUUGUAAUUUCCCAAAAUCAGUUUGCCAAAUCAAGGGAUUACUUCUUGGCUGCUCAUAGCAUAUUCCAAAAAUUACUAGGACCAAAAGAUCCAAUGACGAUUCUGGCUGGUAAGUACGUAUCCAAUGUGUCAGUGUAUGUUGAAUAUGCAAAGGCAAAAGCCCUAGAGGAAGAGGAGGAGAAGAAGAAGCAGAAGAAGAAGAAGAAGCAAAAUAAGAAAACACCAGUACAAAAGACUUUUGGUUCUGUUGGACUACAGGGACCACAGGCAACGGUAAAAGCAGUAUCAGGGGUUGCUGCUGCUGCUGCUGCUGCUGCUGCCUCACAGGUGAAUGGAGAUUCCGAGUCGAAGCCAAACUUAACUGGUCGUAAAAAGACACCUCCGCAAUCGGAUCCUCGAAUUGCCAGUAAAUCAAUUGAUGAAAUUUUGAAAUUUAUUGAAGGAAGUAAGGUUUCCACAUCAAACCAAAAAGAAAGAAAGAAAUUAAAACAUUAA
Lodderomyces oxycetoniae is the source of this 4119-nucleotide messenger RNA. RefSeq names its product translation initiation factor 3 subunit. Gene Ontology annotation, molecular function: protein binding; mRNA binding. Gene Ontology annotation, cellular component: cytoplasm. Lineage: Eukaryota; Fungi; Ascomycota; Pichiomycetes; Serinales; Debaryomycetaceae. The transcript has a single exon. Gene Ontology annotation, biological process: intracellular distribution of mitochondria. The record is from RefSeq and is a predicted model, not a curated record. Bases 1 to 4119 code for a protein of 1372 amino acids.